CAGGUGGGUGGUAGUAUACUUGUUUAUAUCAAAAGGCAUUCCCCAACAGCUGUGAUUCAUGAGGUCAGACAGUCAGUGGGGUUAGAGGUCACAGAGGUAGGAUGGGUCACAGCAGCCUUGUUUGGAGGUGUAACAGAAUCUCAGCAUUCAAGAUGGAGGAUCAUCUCUUCUAAGUGUUAGGAUUUUUUCUCUUUUUCAAAAACCAAAAUCUUCCUCUUAGAAAGUAAAAUAAGUAAAGAUGAGGGCACUUUUGACAGUGCUCACCCUGGCCAGUCUUGGGGUCACAACGACCUUGGCCUUGUCUUGUUGUACCUGUGAUGACCUUGAUGUCACUGGAACCUCCGCAGAGCCCCAGAUUUACCCCUGUCCUUUUAUCAUCAAGGUCAACAAAUUUGCCUACAAAACCAAUGAUCCUGAGGAAUUCUUGAUUGUUACACUGGAGUCAAGGGGUGGUGGGCGAUAUAUCAACCAGUUCAUGUUACAAGCGGUCAGUAUCGAUAGCAUGGGGAAAACCACUGUGGCCAACCCUGGGGACAAUGGUGUCCAGGCCUUCACCCAGGUCCCUGUGGAGGGGUACACAGUCAGCACCGCCACCGACUGUGAGGGAAAAGUUGUGAGAAGUGAUACAAAUCUCAAAUUUGACAGUAAAGCCACCAAAAUUCAGUUUUCUUUUGCUCCAAGACGUAUUCAGGGACCUAUCAAAUUUAGAGCCACAUUUGUGGAUGACCAGGGAAAUUUCUGGCUGAGGGAGGAGUCCGAGCCCAUUGUACAGAUAGGAGGACCUUCACUGGACCCAUCCAUUGCCAGACAAAAUGCUCUUCCAGUGAUUGACCCGAUUCACACAGACAAGUGUGGGAUAGAGAAGGGCUGUUACCGGGUGCCUGAGGGGUGCUGGGAGCCGUACUGUGAUUACAUCGCCACCUGGAGGCCGCUCAGCAGAGUGGGGGUGGAGUACAUGAUUGAGAUGAGUGCCCGCGUGGACGGCAUCACAGACAGACAUGUUUCUCUCGCCCUCUCUGAUGAUAUCAGAUGGGGAGAUGACCAUGUAUUUGAGUGUGUACAUGAAGGUGGUACAGGACUAACCAAGGUCUAUCAAGCCAAGAGCAUUGCCCAUAGCACAGAGAGAUUCAGAAAUUCUCAGAAUGGCAUAGAUGAUACCUGUAAUCUGUUUGGUCUUAAAUGUGGCGGUCAGUUCAUGGAGGGGAGGGUGAGGUGCCGUUUUGUGGUCCGAUCCAGUCGCAACAUCAAUUCUCUGCCCCUCUCUGGAUCUUAUCACCUGUUGAUGUACAGUGGCCCAGCCGAAAAUACUCUGACUGCCCCACAUAAGUAUGGCUAUGGUGAAUACCCAGUGGCCUCCCCUGAUAUGGUGUCUCUUGGUGAUAUUUCGAUCAACAUGCAGGGAUAUGCUCGCUAUCCAUUGGUCAAAGCUCACGGAAUCCUGAUGAUCUUGGCUUGGUGUUUCUUUGGAACUGUUGGACUUCUGAUGACUAAGUACUACAAACCUAUGUGGCCAAACAAGAGGUUCUAUGGACACCGAUACUGGUUCAUUGCUCACUUUAACUGCAUGGCUUGGCUGUUUAUCUUCGUGCUGAUCGCCUUCAUCCUGAUUUUUGUAGAAGCUGGAGGAUAUAGCAAGGUUGAUUACUUCCCAUUAGAUGCCCAUCCUGUCAUGGGAAUUAUUAUCUUCUGCUGUGUUAUUAUCAAUCCAAUCAUAGCCUUACUUCGUCCUGCAGAUGAUAAUGAUUGUCGGCCAUGUGUCAAUUGGGUACACUGGGCAUUUGGAACUGUUGCUUGGUGUUUAGCUAUUCCUAACAUGUUCAUUGGAAUGAGUUUUGGGAAAGCUCAUGUACCAUGGUGGGCCACAUGGAUCUUGUUUAUUUACAUCCUGUUCCACAUCAUUGUGGAGAUUACACUGGAAAUCCACCAGUGCUGUACACACAAGAAAAACAAAGGGUCACCUUUGGAAAAUACUGUUGACACAGCUAAUAAUCAGCUGUUUUCCAAAGACAGUAAAAAUAAAACCCUAGGUAGCAUUCAGGAUGAGAAUAUAGCACAGAAUUCAGCACAAAGAAAUGAAGCUUCCAUUAGUCUACAUGAAAAUAGUAUUUUAGGACCUGCUUCCCUUAUGAUGUACCCAACAUGUCAGAGAAACAUUUGUAAGAACUACGCCAAAUGCUCCAUUGAAAAUUCAAUGGUCAAAUGUCAUUGUCCAUUGGGUUUCAUUGGCAAAUCUUGUGACAAAGUUCGGAGAGUAAAGUACCCACAAUUCUCAGGGGUAGACAGCUUCCUGACCCUGCCAAGAUUGACCAAUGGAUACAAAGACUUUGAAAUUUCCAUGAAGUUUAAGCCAUCAUCAGAUUCAGGUCUCCUUCUUUUCACCUCAGAACACCCAACAGGGAAAGGGGACUUUUUCUCUCUUGCUCUUGUCAAUGGACAUGUAGAGUUCAGAUUUGACUGUGGAACUGGACCUGCAGUUAUACAGAGCCCAAACAAGGUCACGAUAGGUCAGUGGAAUCAGGUCAAGGCCAAACGAAUGGAGAAUCAAGGCUGGCUAUGGAUGAACGGCCAUGGACCUAUUUCUGGACUUGCACAAGGAGCUUACACCAGGAUAACACUGAGGACAGAACUAUUCCUCGGAGGACACAGAAGUAUGUCCUCAGUUCAGAAAAGGGUGAAUACAAUGGGUGGAUUUAGAGGCUGUGUCCAGAGUUUAAUUUUCAACCAGCAACAAUAUGACUUCAGAAAGGCAACACAGCACACGGAUAUGGGGUUAGGACCAACACAUGGAAAAACCCACGGUCAAUUAGGACAGAAUGUCAGCAUUGAUGCUGAACUGGGGGAUGCAGUAGAUGGGCAGAAUAUAGAGGAUUGCAGUGAUGGAGUGUGUGAUGAUAUUGUUUGUCACAAUGGAGGGUCGUGUAAGAUCAUCUCACCCGAUCAGUUUGUCUGCCUGUGUCCUUUGGGAUUUUAUGGACCCGACUGUGUUCAAAAUGGAAAAAUUGAAGUACCUGAGUUCAAAGGUCAUUCAGUGCUGCAGUACCAAGGGCUUGGCAGAAACAGCUUGUCAUACACAGAGAUAGAAAUAACAUUCAAACCUACAUCCCCAGAAGGACUGAUCCUGUAUAACGGAUACACAAACAACAAACUCGGUGACUACAUCGCUAUCCUGAUGCGUGAAGGAUUUGCUGAAUUCCAGUUUGAUUUAGGAACUGGACCUGCUGUUAUCAGGAGUUCUUUGCCUGUAAGUCUGAACAGCUGGCAUAGAAUAAAAGUAUCAAGAACAGGCUUACAGGGUGUGUUAGAAGUCGAUGACCAGAUUCCUGUACAGGGUCUGUCAAAAGGUGCCUACACCCAGCUUACGCUGCUACAGCCUCUCUUUGUUGGAGGUCAUCCCGAUUUUGACAUCACUUCCAGGCAUCUUAAUCAAUCCUCAUCCUAUCAAGGAUGUGUUCAGAAGCUGCUUUUGAAUGGCCGCCCGGUGCAUCUCAUGGAGGAAGCUAUACAUGGUUAUAAUGUAGAGCCGUGUCCUCAUCCCUGUAAUAGCGAGCCAUGCCAGAAUUCUGGAAAGUGUGUCCCUGCUAUGGGACAGUACAGAUGUUUGUGUUCUGUGGGGUUUACAGAGGAGAAUUGUCAAAAGAAUCUGAGCAUCUCCACUGCAAAGUUUAGUGGAUCAAGCUUCCUGGUGUAUGACAGUAAAGAUAUCAAGAACAGAGUUUCUGGAAAACAGUUUAACCUCCAAAUAAAGAUUCGAGGAUACUCACUGAGGGGCCUUCUGUUUUGGACCAGUGAAAACCUCCCUCUACAUGAGGGUACAGGGGAUUUUCUCUCACUGGGGUUCAAAGGGAAUGAACUUCUUUUCCAGUAUAAUCUUGGCUCAGGGAGAGGAGUCAUCUUGUACAACAAAACUCAACUAUCUGAUGGGAAAUGGCAUACAAUCAAUGCACAAAGGAAUGGAAGAUACAGUAGCCUAACAAUUGAUGGUACUCAAACAGAGGAGGGAACAUCAGUAGGAAUGUUUAGUAUUCUCAAUGUGAAGGGUCCAGUCUACAUAGGAGGACUUCCAGACGUUUCCCACAACACCAAGAGUAUGUACAAGACUGGGUUCCAAGGGUGUAUAAGAGAUGUGGUUUUAGCAAAUGACUUCCCACUAAAGCUCACUGAAUCGGCUACUAGUGGACAGGGAGUCACUCAGUGUCCUGCAGACUAGAAGAAACAUAUUUGAUAUCAGGGUAUCUUUCUAGAAUGGAUCUUUCUAGAAUGGGUUGAUGGAGUCGCGUUUUGUAAGGUUGGAAGGGUGUGUGUGUUUUACAUUGUGUGUAUUCAUGAAAAAAAACACAAACAAUGAAUUCCAUUGGUGUUUUUUUUACACAUCCUAAGUGAAGUGUGAGAAAGGUUUGCCCAAUUACUUUGCUAUAUAUACUCUAAAAAUUCCAGUUAAAAACAGUACUUUCCAAUAUUGUGUGUGUGGAAUCAUCAAUUUGUAGAGGUUCAAUUUUCCUGGAUAUCUUAAGUACCUUUACCCACAAAGUAACAUUCUUUAAAAAAAAUUAAUGAACAGUCUGAUACACAUAGGAGAUAUUCAAGGAAAUUACAAUUAACAAAAUUGGUAGAGUAUAGACAAUUCAUGAAAAUUCUCCUAUAAAAAUAUAAAUGAUUCCACAGUUUGUAGAACGAUACAUUUAUUGCAUCCUGGGGAGUGAAAUAUGAAGAUUAAAUCUCCAAGAAAAAUCACAUUUCCUGAGGGCUUCAUUGUGCAGUAAAUGUUUUUUAUUCUGAAUAUCUGAAUUUCUAAUAAUUUUAUUACUUUUGGAAAGCAAACCCGUUGUGAUUGUUUGCUUUUCUAUGUUACUGUCUCUCUUCUAUAAAUUCGAAUCAUAAAUAGUAAAAUUGGUUUUUGUGAUAUAAAAAGAAUUAAAAUACCAUAAUUAGAUCAUUUUGACUGAAUCAUAUUUGUCUGCAUUGUAUGCUCAAGAUUGUCUUUUUCAUACCUAUGAAAUGAAAAAUCCAGAGCAGAGAUUUCUUAAGAGGUUGAAUAUGAUAUUUAUUUCCGGAGAGACACGAUGUUUGUUCACCCUGUCACGUUACUUUGUAGAUCAUUCAGAUGUCUCGUUAUAUGAAAGAAUCAUAUUGAGGUUUAAUAACGUCAUUUAGAUAAAACUGAAAAUAAAACCUGGUGUGAAACAUUUAGGGAAUUUUGCACCUCUUAAAAACUGUCUUAGACAAAAAUAAGACAGAUUUGAUCAUUUUAAAGAAAUAUCAAAAUUUAAAAAAUGUAUUUUAAGGAAAAUUCUUUUCCAAGUAGGAGAAAAUAGACAAAAGUGAUUGAAGGUGUGAUAUAGAUAAUUUUCUUUUUCUGUUGCUAUUUUGGAAUGAAAAAUAAGUCUAUUGUUUGUUUAGCAUUGACAGUCCAAUGGAUUUUGAUGUCAUUUAAAGUUGAAGUUAGAUAUAGUUCAUUGGUUGGUCAAAUACUUGUUCUUAACUGUAGACAUCAAGGUCUUGUAUUGUUAUUAAAGUUUACUUUUACGAGAGAAGAUUUAAGUGUGAAUUCAGAAGAUCAAUAUUUCCCAAUAGAAGGCAGUAUAGCCAUACAUGUUUACAAUCUCAAAAUUGUUUUGACCAUUGCAGGUCAUUUAAUGGAAAAAGUUGUGGAACUUUCCACGAACACGCUUUAUAACAUUUCUAGUUACACAAAUCAUAUUUCUUAUUGUAUUCAAGUGAAUUACUCUUCUCUUUAAUGAGACUAAUUUAUAAGAAGUGAAAUUUCAAUAUGUAGAACAGCAGGAUUAUGUUACAUUUAAAUUUAGAACAUGUAUUAUAAGGUACUUUAUACUUUUAGUUGGGUAGUUGAAGCUUAGGGUCCAAAAAGGAAUUUGCUCUGCCUUUUGCAGAGCAUCUAUUUUUUCCUUGGUUCUUUUUUUUCAGCCUAGGUUGAUCUUUAAACAUUGUUGCAAGCCAUGGCCUUUGUGUCCAUUCUAAGAUAUUCAGGGCUUAAAAACUGUAGAUUAAUUGUGACAAUG
Magallana angulata is the source of this 6017-nucleotide messenger RNA. Its product is annotated as pikachurin-like. The record is from RefSeq and is a predicted model, not a curated record. Lineage: Eukaryota; Metazoa; Mollusca; Bivalvia; Ostreida; Ostreidae. The coding region runs from base 239 to 4207 and encodes 1322 amino acids. The transcript is spliced from 26 exons. Gene Ontology annotation, molecular function: calcium ion binding.